Tricharina praecox is the source of this 744-nucleotide messenger RNA. RefSeq lists its product as uncharacterized. The record is from RefSeq and is a predicted model, not a curated record. The transcript has 2 exons. The coding region runs from base 1 to 744 and encodes 247 amino acids. NCBI's taxonomy places the organism in Eukaryota, Fungi, Ascomycota, Pezizomycetes, Pezizales, Pyronemataceae.
AUGUCGCCAAUCCCGAACGACCUUCCCAUGACCUACACCUACAUGGCCAGCAUCCGCUGCCAGCUUCUGCGUCGCCGGGGCACUGAUAUGGAGGGCCGAGUAAUGAUCUUUUGUGAUCAUUACGCAUACGGCAAGUGCGCUGCCAAGUGGGCACAAAUGGGUCAGGAGAAGUACGUCAAUGCUGGCAAGCUCCGCUGCGGGUGCGGCUACAAGUACUCCGAUGAAAGCCUUGGCCGCGCCUCGCGAGAGGGUUGUCAAGUCCGAGUAAUUCUCGGGCUUGCAGGGAAAGAAGGCUGGGCUGGCCGGGCCUUCUUUCCCUGGGACCGCGGAGGAUUCCGCGAAGGGGAAUCAGAUUCCCAUCACACGCAGUAUAAUGCCGCUUACACCACGUCGCAGCAGAGCGAACAUCCAACAAAGUAUCAGUCACGCAGCCUCUCCGGAGAUCAAUUGGGUCUACUCGCGCAGAAUCCGCGUCCGAGCGGUGGCAAUCCCCGAGUUGUCGACUACUCCAAGUUGACGAACUCCACGACUUCCAACAUUCGAGAGAUGGGUGCUGCACCUCAGAUCUCGGGUUGCGAACUUCCGGUACACCGACGUCAAGCUCCCUGCUCGCCCAGUAGGCGUCACCAUCAACACGUGCACGAACCAGUCGACGACAACGGACAUGGAUGGCGCCGCUUCGCCGAACCAAAAGACAUCCACCACCACUUGCGAUGGACUGAGUUCUGGUGGACUUCAGAUUGA